AUGGGAAUGCAAUUAUUCAUUUGGAUUGGACUUGUUGCAAUCAUUCGAAUCGGCAGUGUUCAAAGUGGACAAGUACGAAGAAUAUGGAUGCAAGACCAUUGUCGAGAUGGCGUUUGUGGCGAUAUUUUAAUCGAUCGUACCGACUACGUGAUAAUGUCACAGAUCGCAGUCGAGAAGCACACCAUAUUAACCUUUGUAAAUUCUAGCAUUGCAAAAAUUCCGCACCUCAUGUUUGAUACAUUUCCGAAUCUUCAAAUAUUACGGAUGGAGAACUGUUCAUUGGAAACCUUUGAAAGACCACAAUUUGAAGGUGCCAGCAAUUUGAUGAAUUUAUUUCUCGGUUACAAUCGUUUAAAGGAAAUACCGCAAAACAUAUUUUUGGGAGCAGAUAAUCUGGAAGUUUUAAUGUUAAACAAUAAUGAAUUGCAAACCUUGAACAACAACAGUUUUCAAAGUUUAAAAGAGCUGAAACAGCUCUCCCUUGACAGUAACAAGAUCGAAUCGUUACCUUCCGGCGUUUUUCUGCCGCUGCAAAAGUUAAUGGAUAUUAAUCUAGCUCGGAAUCGAUUGGUAUCGCUUGCAAGAGGUAUCUUUGACAUGAACGUUAAUCUGACACGCAUUUCCUUAGCUGGGAAUCGCUUCAAAUCUUUUAAAUCGGAAUUAUUCCAGUUCCAACGCAGAAUCGCAUUUUUAGAUCUGUCCGAUAAUGUUUUGCAGGAAUUAAUAUUGGAAUUUCCGUCAAUAGACAUUGUGGCAGCCAAUAACUGUGACAUCCGGAAACUUAUCACCAAUGGGAUUGUCAGGGAACUUGAACUGCGCAAUAAUUCUUUAAGGGACAUACCACAUAUUUCAAAUGCACCGAAUGUCACUGUGUUGGAUUUAUCUCACAACCCCUUGGGUUCUCUGCAAGGCAAUCCCCUUAGGCGAUUUACUGAAUUGGUACGUUUGAAUCUAAGUUCUACUGGUCUACACGACUUGGACGAAAGUGUUUUCAAAAAACAAAGUCGUCUUAAGUCCCUCGACAUUUCCUCGAAUUCUCUUUUCACGCUGAAAAUUACAAUGUUCGAUCAUUUGAAGGAGUUGCAGUACUUUUAUUUCCAACAAAAUAACUGGAACUGCGAUUUUUUGCAAUUGAUCAUGACAUCGUUUGUCAAGCGACGCGACAUUACUUUCAUCGAAGACUCGAUUUCGCCAGAAUUUGUAGAUGAUUAUAUAGAUGGUAUGGCCUGCUGGUAUGAAAACACAAAAAGUUCUAAAAAAUGUGAUGCCAGCGGAACCAGGCUUACAGAUGCCGCGAUGGAGUUGGCAAUCGUUCGUAACGAUAUCGACCGCAUGAUGGAAGCUAUGGACAGGAAAUUUAUUAAACUCUUUCAGAUAUUGGAAGAUAUAAAGCUGAGAUUAUAG
Musca vetustissima is the source of this 1404-nucleotide messenger RNA. It is a transcript of the gene alrm, whose product is annotated as carboxypeptidase N subunit 2. The record is from RefSeq and is a predicted model, not a curated record. The coding region runs from base 1 to 1404 and encodes 467 amino acids. Gene Ontology annotation, molecular function: protein binding. Lineage: Eukaryota; Metazoa; Arthropoda; Insecta; Diptera; Muscidae. The transcript has a single exon. Gene Ontology annotation, cellular component: extracellular matrix.